Molecule: messenger RNA, 627 nt
Organism: Thelazia callipaeda (thelaziosis nematode)
Lineage: Eukaryota; Metazoa; Nematoda; Chromadorea; Rhabditida; Thelaziidae
Source: the annotation of a GenBank genome assembly
AUGGGUAUAUCGCGUGAUAACUGGCAUAAACGCCGUGCUACUGGUGGCAAACGAUGUCCACCUCAUAAGAAGAGGAAGUUUGAAUUAGGACGCCCUGCAUCAAAUACAAAAAUUGGUGCUAAAAGAAUACAUUUAGUUCGUUGUCGUGGUGGCAACAUCAAGCAUCGUGCUCUGAGACUUGAUGUCGGUACAUUUUCAUGGGGAUCGGAAGGCUGUACGCGUAAAACGCGUAUUGUUGAUACAGUGUACAAUGCAUCAAAUAAUGAAUUAGUACGUACUAAAACAUUAGUGAAAAAUUCAAUAAUAACUGUUGAUGCUGUACCAUUUCGACAAUGGUAUGAAGCACAUUAUGCUCUUCCACUGGCACGUAAAAAGGGUGCCAAACUUACGGAUGAAGAGGAAGCACGCAUUAAUAAGAAGCGUUCUAAGAAAACACAAACAAAAUAUACUAAGCGGCAGAAGCGUGCAGAAGUUGAACCGCAUCUAAUCGAACAGUUUCAAAGUGGUCGUUUACUUGCGUGCAUUAGUUCUCGCCCUGGUCAAGUUGGUCGUGCUGAUGGUUACAUUUUGGAGGGAAAAGAACUUGAGUUCUAUCUGCGAAAAAUUCGAGCUAAGAAGGCGAAGUAG